Portunus trituberculatus (swimming crab) is the source of this 1080-nucleotide messenger RNA. It is a transcript of the gene Sdhaf3, whose product is annotated as succinate dehydrogenase assembly factor 3, mitochondrial-like. Gene Ontology annotation, biological process: mitochondrial respiratory chain complex II assembly; succinate metabolic process. The record is from RefSeq and is a predicted model, not a curated record. Bases 101 to 502 code for a protein of 133 amino acids. NCBI's taxonomy places the organism in Eukaryota, Metazoa, Arthropoda, Malacostraca, Decapoda, Portunidae. The transcript has 3 exons. Gene Ontology annotation, cellular component: mitochondrion; mitochondrial intermembrane space.
UAUUUGGUGAGUAGAAUGAGUAGUUAGUAGUUAGUGUGACAGCUGUUUAGUAAUGAGUGUGUAAGUGUUUAGUGGGUGAGAGCUGCAGCCAGGGACCAGCAUGGGUGGCGGGAAGAAGGUGGUGGCGGAGGCCUUCACUCACCCCCAGCGUGUCAGACUCCUCUACAAGACAAUCCUCAAGCUGCACCGAGGCCUCCCGUUGGAACUAAGAGCCCUGGGUGACCAGUACACCAAGGAUGAGUUCCGGCGCCACAAGGAGGCCAGCACAGAGCAGUCCCAGGCCUUCAUGGUGGAGUGGACCAACUACGCCAUCACGGUGGCCAAGCAGCUCGGGGUGCGCGGCGCCCACACUGCCAAGACCCUCGGCCGCCCAUUAUCUGAGGGUGACCUGAACCAGUUCAGCGACGAGCAGGUGCACCAGCUGUUCGAGCUGUAUGAGGCAGCCUCCAACCCAGCAGAGGCCCCCACCACGCCACCACAGGACCACAAGAAGGAUGCGUGAGCAGGACAACUUUUAUUACAUGACAGAUGGACACAAGUUAUGGCACAACCUUAUGGAAAGACCAAAUGACAAAAUGUGACAUGCUGUUUCCACCAUUGUAGUAAUCACCACGCCUGGCAGAGGUCACAUGUUUAGAGUAACUGAUUAGUGCACGGCGAAGAGCCACGGGGAGGUGACGAGGCUGGCCGCUGGUGUCUGGCAGCUUGACUAGUGAUGUUGUUGGUUAAUUUAUGUUGAGAUAAUUUUGUCCUCAUCUCAGGGAGACAAUGUGUUCAUCAAAUACACAGCACAGGAGUCUUAACACAGGGGUCAGCACUCCUGUCUGCUGUGUGCCGUGUGGCGAGUCACCCAGUGUGGUGACAAGACAGGAAGUAGUGGUGGUAGCGCUGUGCUGUGGUGCAGGUGUGUGCCCCUGGCAGACCAACACCUGGCCAGCAGGCAUCCUUGGCACAAGAUUACCUGUGUGUGACAAUUAAUUAGCCAUAAAACAAAUCUGUGCAAUUCAAAGAUAUCUAAUAGAUUUCAAAUUUUCUGAUAUUUGUAUAUAGAGAUGUGAUAUAAUACACCUUGAUUUGUAA